CAAUAAGAAGCAGAAGAAGGCACGCUGCAGUUGUCUACCAGACAUAGGACCGUUUAGUAGCAGAAUGGCAAACGCGACGCUUAAGUCGUUGAACGUGUUUCUAACGGAGAGGUUAUCUUCUGUUGCGCUGGACAUCUACGGGUUCAUGGAGAAGAGUCUCACUGACUACCAGGAGGAAGUGAACCGGACCAAACAGGAGAACCAGAGGCUGCAGCGGCUGCUGGACCUGGUCUACAAGCCGGAGAUAAGACUGCACAGGGCGGAUUCAAGGCAGAUCGAUUUGUCCACACUGGAGGUUUGUGUUCAGGACAAGCAGAUACAGACGGCAUGUAUUCCCAAGGAGGAGCCGGAUGACACAGACAAUCUGACUCAAGUAGUCACAUUUGGAGAGAAUGAGGAAAAUAUGAUGCCAGAGAGACUAACUCAAGUUGAGACAGGUGGAGAGCACGGUGAAUAUGCAGCGCCACACAACCCGACUCAAGUCAUCACAGAUGGAGAGCACACAGGACACGAGGAACGGUCACAAUACGAGCAGACACCAUCUUCAGGAUAUACCAAGAAGAACAAAAAGUUUUAUUGUAAUAUCUGCUCUCUGUCUUUUUUGAAAAGGGCAACAGUAAAUUUGCACCUUGCAGUUCAUGCAGGAAACGGACUACUGAAGUCCACCGGUACAGAGCUCGUCUGCAUUGAUUGUGGUAGAGAAUCUAAAAGCAUAAGUCAAAUGAUCAGUCACAUUAAAACACACACGGGCGAGAAAUUGUUUGCCUGUCCCAUUUGUGGCAAGGGAUAUAAAUUCAAAGGUAACAUGAAAGUACACAUGCAGAAUCACAACGAGGAAAGGCGGUUCGGCUGCGACAUCUGUGGGAAACGCUUCCACAGAUCUUUCUCCCUGAAAAGUCAUUUGAAGCAGCGUCACAUGGAGUACAAGGCAUUUGGGUGUACACAGUGCAGCCAACGCUUCGCUCUGCUCAUCGAGUUUAGACAACACAUGAAGAACGCCCACAGCAUCACCUCUGCGAGGACCACUGCUAGAUUGGCAACUCUGAGACCAAAGAGUUAAAACCAUACUUUCUUCCAUCUUUGAGAUAUUUUUUUCCGGCUUUUUGCCUUCAUUAAGAGUGUUAUCGUGAAAUGUGAAGAGAGAGCAGGGAAGACAAGCUGGCGGAGGGCUCAAGCAUCUGUAUGGUGCAGGAUUGAUUAUUUUUAGGAUUGUUUAAAUAUUUGUAGUUGACAUGCUUCCACAAGAUAGCUUAAGUUCAUAGUUAACAAAUGUGAAAGUGUGGAAAGCUGCAAAUGCAAAUAAAAAUGUUACAAGGGCUUUACCCGUUAAGUUUGGCUUUCAGGUUAAUUUUUUUCUUUCAAUUCUGACAGUUAUCAAUGUGCCACUCUGUUCUUAUUGGCUAGAAAACUGCAACACCGAUAAUAAUUAAACACUGGUGUUUUUGUAUUUUUAUAUUCUAUUUUAAUUUGUGUAUUUCAGUGUUGCAAGAUUUUAAAAAAGUGAUAUAUUCAGAUAUGCCAAUAGUAAGAGAACGUGCCAGUUGUGCUUUAAAGUGACCUACAGUGCUUAGUGUACUGAUUUGAGCCUGAACUUUACUAACGUGUGUACAACUAAAGUUUGAUAUAUUGAACAUGUGUACGUCAAUAAAGAACCUUUUGUUACCUUAACAA
Molecule: messenger RNA, 1671 nt
Organism: Platichthys flesus (European flounder)
Lineage: Eukaryota; Metazoa; Chordata; Actinopteri; Pleuronectiformes; Pleuronectidae
Product: zinc finger protein 333-like
Exons: 2
Coding region: 65-1060 (331 amino acids)
Cellular component (GO): nucleus
Source: RefSeq, a predicted model, not a curated record